Messenger RNA from Aspergillus pseudonomiae, 603 nucleotides. RefSeq lists its product as uncharacterized. Bases 300 to 476 code for a protein of 58 amino acids. The record is from RefSeq and is a predicted model, not a curated record. The transcript has a single exon. NCBI's taxonomy places the organism in Eukaryota, Fungi, Ascomycota, Eurotiomycetes, Eurotiales, Aspergillaceae.
GACCUUGCAGAUUUCGUUGAUGAAGGCCUCCAUGUUGCAGACGACACCGUUUUUGGCGCAGCCAGGUGCCAUACGCGAAUCGUCGAGGCCGUGGGCGUCUACUUCCAGUCUGUAGAGCUGGUAGAAGAAGAGGGCUUGGAAUUUGCCGGCGACUUUGUUGGCCGUAGCACCCGCCGCGAGAAAGACGGUCAUACACAGAAGUAGAAGCAUGAUUUCUGAUUUCUAUUCGAGAAAGAACAAAAUACAAAAGGAAGCAAUAUGUCAAAGAAGGGGGUACACAAAACGACAGCCCAGUGUGAAUGAGAUCUUCCGACCAAGAUGUGAGCCCUUCUAUAACGACGAGUGCAAGUGAUUUACGAGCUGCGAGUCAUGCGCCGGCAGGAGAAAUGACAAGGGCACAGGAAAAGGGGGUGGGAAUCCUCUCAUUCCCUGAGUCUUUGACACUCUCUACUUUCCCUACUCACUCCAGGGGCUAGAUUCUACCAUGUGCGAGACUUGGUGACUUCGGAACAAUGGACCUACACAACAUGGUCUUGUAAUCUAUAAGCACUCACCGAUUGGACAACAGGAUCCCUGUGUGUGGGUUUGCAAUCUCCGAGCGAG